Molecule: messenger RNA, 1117 nt
Organism: Elgaria multicarinata webbii
Lineage: Eukaryota; Metazoa; Chordata; Lepidosauria; Squamata; Anguidae
Gene: SPC24
Product: SPC24 component of NDC80 kinetochore complex
Exons: 6
Coding region: 204-797 (197 amino acids)
Biological process (GO): chromosome segregation
Cellular component (GO): Ndc80 complex
Molecular function (GO): microtubule binding
Source: RefSeq, a predicted model, not a curated record
UACGUGCUGCGAAGCGGCCAAUCAGCGCCUCGCGAGUCUCGGCGGCGGCCAAUGAAUCCCCGCCGAGUUCAAGCGGCGCCGGCGUUGAGAUCUUGGGGAGCGGCGCUUGGUGGGUCGGCGAAGGGGCCGGAAGGGAAGACCUUAGAACUCUCUAAGGAAUCUCCGUUCUUCUCCGUUCCUUUAGCUUGGCUCGCUACCCCGCAAUGGCUGCUAUCAGUGAGAAAGUACAAGAUAUGGAGAAGGUGAGCAAGUUGUUGCUCAAGUGGAUGGCAGAAGGCAAGGCGAUGGACAUGCUGAAGAACAACCUAAGCAAACAGGAGAAGAUGAUCAACAAACUGUUGGAUACUCAGAAGACCACGAAACAGCUGCUCAGAGAGCUCAUGUCUACUGAGGAGAAGGUGGCCCAGAAACUUUCUGACAGGGAAGAAGAGCUGAAGGCGAGUCUCGAAAAGCUGCAGAAAAUUGAAAAUGAAUUGCUUCGGGCAAAUGAGAAGGACGUCAAAUUGAGGACAAACACAAAUGACUUAAGAAAAGAGCUGGAGGCCUUGAGGGAAGAAAUCAGGCGGCAGGAGGAGAAUGCGGCUGAAGGUGCUGAUUCGUCCGUGUCGGCUACGUAUCUUGUACAUCUUUAUUACCAAAUCUGCCACAUUGACUGGGACUAUUCCUGUGAGCCCACAAUGAUCAAAGGAACCCAUUAUGGACCAGACAUCGCUCAAUCGCUCAACCUCGACAGCAGCCAGCACUCCCGCUGUUUCAUCAGUGACUACCUGUGGAACCUGGUGAAUACAUCUUGGUGAAUGAAGCGGCCCCGGAAAAACAGAAGCAAAGGGGUUGCCGAUGUGGCUAUAGACCAGGAAGGGGGGGGGCGGGUUUGCCCUGCAGGCAUUGUUGGACUGCAGCUCCCAUCAGCCUUAGUUAACAUAGCCAAUAGGUAGGAAUGAUGGAAGUUGUAAGGCCAGCUAGAGGACACACAUUCCCCUUUCCUGCUAUAGACAAUAAAUGCAGCCGCCGCCUUUUCUUUCCCAUGUAUGGCUUUGAUUAGAGCUGCAUUCUGGAGAAGCUUGUUUGAAUAAAUACAGAGACUGAAGAGAAAUAAACGAUAGUACUAAUCACAAAA